Molecule: messenger RNA, 818 nt
Organism: Fundulus heteroclitus (mummichog)
Lineage: Eukaryota; Metazoa; Chordata; Actinopteri; Cyprinodontiformes; Fundulidae
Product: phosphatidylethanolamine-binding protein 4
Exons: 7
Coding region: 23-691 (222 amino acids)
Source: RefSeq, a predicted model, not a curated record
CUCCACGCCAGGCGUCCUGCGCAUGCGCAGCAGCACGAAGCUCAACAGCGUCUCGGAGAAGGAGGAACCCUGCGAACAAACGCAACAACACGGCUUCAAACUGAUGGCUUUACUCGGCCUGUUUUUGGUGUUAUUUGCCUUCCUUUUGGAGCCCUUCAAUGCAGAAAAAACACCAAGCACCCUGGACCCUCAGGAUGCUUCUUUCUGCCAUGGCGGGCUGGAAGCAAUCUAUCCAGAACUGGACAUCGAUAAAUGCCUCGUGAUUCCAAAGGAUCACAAAUUCAGGGAGAAGAUCAGCUCUGUUUGGAAAGCUCCACAGAUCUACUUCUCUAGAGCGCGGAAGGAAAAGAUGUAUGUCCUGGUGAUGGUGGAUCCCGAUGCUCCCAGACGCUCCCAGCACGCUUCCUACUGGAGGCACUGGUUGGUUGUCAACAUAAAGGGCAGCUCACUGGAGAAAGGAGAAAUGCGAGGAAUAACUCUUACUGAUUACCAUCCACCGACGCCGCCGCAGAAGACUGGUUUCCACCGUUACCAGUUCAUGUUAUUUGAGCAGCCUCCUCACACAGAGAUAUCACUUGCUGAGCAGGAGUCCUCUCGCGGUAAAUGGGAUCUUCACGCCUUCAUCGCAAGGCUUCAUCUGGGGGAACCUGUGGCUGCCUUGCAGUUUCUCACCCAGAACUUCAAGGACUGAAAGGAUGCCCCGGUGCUUCAGUCAGGAGAAGAAUAGGCCAGGAUAGUGAUGCAAAAUGGAAUAUUUCUUUAUUGAUAUUGUUUUCCUGCUUUCCGUGCAUUAAACAGCAGAAAUUCUUCAAAGCUUG